CAUUGCAGCUCUGGCCUGUUUGAUUGUUGUGCUCUUUGCCAUCGUGUGUUUCAUCGUGUGUCGCCAUCGACGACGGAAACAGAACAACAACCGUCUUGGCAUGAAACCCGUUGUUGACCACGUGACCAUGAAUAUGAACCAGGUCAACAACACGUUCCACCACACGCUGAGCGGGAAAAUGUCCAACGGGACCAUGUACAAGGGGCUGCCAAAUGAGGAUAUGGACAUGCUGCAUACGUGUAACGGUGCGGGCAAAGUUUUAAAGGGUUAUUCUGACCCGAAAGAUUCCAUUCAAGGUCGCAAUUUACCCGACCUCCCCUCCUCUAGUUCUGAAUUGCAAGAUUCUCGUGACUACGCUGUGCCAGACGUCACAAAGUCAGCCCUGAAGGUGGCACUCCCUCCCAUCUACCCGCCCCAGGUCCCCAAGCUCCGGGGCGUGGUUCUUAACCAGCUCGACCUCACCCCACCCAACUAUGAUGCGCUGUACGCAGCUGCAGAUGUCGUGCAUCAGCAGAGUCUCAACAUUCCAAAUCUCCAGGGUGCCACUGGAAGCAGCAUGUACUCGAUUCCUAACGCCGAGUUGUUACUCAGCCUCGACCUGUCCAGGGUUGAGUUCCCUCGUGAAAACCUGAGAUUUGUUGAGGUGCUGGGAGAGGGACAGUUCGGGGAGGUUCACCUUUGUGAAGCGGUUGACAUCGAUGACUACAUCCAGGAAGACUGCCAAGUCAACCGGUACCUCAACCGGCCCAUCCUGGUUGCGGUUAAGAUGCUUAGGAAGGAGGCAGACGACAGGGCCAGGGCAGACUUCCAAAAGGAGAUUAAGAUCAUGUCUCAGCUGAAGGACCCCAACAUUGUGCGUGUGCUGGGGGUGUGUAUCAGGGAGGAGCCACUGUGUAUGAUUGUGGAGUACAUGAAGUAUGGAGACCUCAACCAGUUCCUGCUGGACCACGUACCCGAGUCUCCCAUGGCAGAGGCAACACACGCAAAGACGUUAAGCUAUGGAUGCCUGAUCUACAUGGCAUCACAGAUCGCGUCUGGUAUGAAGUACCUGGAGUCUCUGAACAUGGUGCAUCGCGACCUGGCCACCCGCAACUGCCUCGUGGGCACAAACUUCACAAUCAAGAUUUCAGACUUUGGCAUGAGUCGGAGUCUGUACAGCGCUGAUUACUACAGAAUCGAGGGUCGCGCUGUGCUGCCCAUACGAUGGAUGGCUUGGGAGUCUAUAUUACUGGGCAAAUUUACGACAAGGUCAGACGUCUGGUCUCUAGGAGUAACCCUGUGGAAAAUACUUACCUUUGCACGCGACCAACCAUAUGACGUCAUGAACGAUGAACAAGUGAUUGAGAAUGCUGGGCACUACUACCGCAAUGACAAUAAACAAAUUUACCUACCGCAACCUGUGAACUGUCCCAAGGAAAUCUACGACCUCAUGCUCGAGUGUUGGAAUCGAACGGAGUGCGAGAGGCCGAGUUUCCGGGAAAUCCAGAUGUUUUUACAGCGCAAGAAUAUGGGCUACAACCCGAAGGAUGAAAAGAUGAACCAGAUAAAGGUCCCAAUUUGCUGACUAACCGCCCAAAAGGAGUCUGGAGAGGGUUCAAUCUCCAAGCCAAGUAAUUUUCAAUCAGAAUGCGGUCGAAAAAAUGUUGCUCCAUUACGUUCAAGUUUUGUUGAACAAGAUUGCAGUAGAAAAUUGAAAAUUGCAGUUGUUGCUCCAUUGGGCACAAGUCGCGACUCGAUUUCUUGUUUCAUUGGUCAGCCAUUUUCGGAGCUUCCUAAGUUUAAUGAAGCUGAUUUGGAUCCAAGGACUGUAACAAUGAUGAACUGCGAUCACAAACUAUUUGAAUACAGCGAUGAGGAUGUUUCUGAAACGGAGAACAAUGAUGUUGUGGACGUUGUGCUACGCAAUUCACUUUCAGAAAAUCCAAAAGUUUUGUUAAAAGGUAAGACAGCUGUUAGAAAUGGUGAUAGUGAAGCAGAGUCUGCUGUCAAACCAGCCUGGACUGGAAUAAUCUCUAAACCAUGUCCUGUGGUAGUCUCUAAACCAACUGUGCAAAAGGGAACAAACUAUAUUCCGGCUUGAAAAUCAGAUAUUAAUUUAAUCUGACAAUUCCCUCACAAGUUGUACCAGUAUAUACCGGUACUCAGAAUGUCUGCAGUUUUUCAUGAUUGAAGGGCAGAUUUCUCACAAAGAACUUGUUGUGCAUACCAGAGUCUAGUGAAAAAUGGGUUUGUCAUUUUCUGCAAGAUAAAGUUGCAAAUGUCUUACUACAGAUUACAUGUUUGCAUUUGCAAUUAAAUAAAUGCUUUCCUGUAAACUUUGGUUACAAGAUUGCAGUCGGGAACGUAAGACAUGUGCACACUAGUGCGGUCUAAUUGACAAGGGAAUGUGAUAAGUAUUACUGUAGGGAAAACAUUGUAUUAAUGAGGAUCGUUACAUCCAGUUAAACAUUGGGACAGAUUCUCCCAAUGGUACUGGGUGUGUGCAUGUCUGCACAUAAUUACAGCGAACACUUCAGUGUGCAGAAACCUGUGUACAUUUGCAGGCUUUGUUUUUUAUGUCGAUUUUAUUUUUUGUAGACAUAAGAUGGCACUUUGGAUUCCAGCCAAGGAUGAAAGUUUUGUUUCUCCUUGGAAUUUGAGCAUGAAAGCGUUAUAUCUGCUUAAUAUUCAUUGUCAGAUACAGUAAUUCAAAGUUCAUAUGAAUUCUGACAUAUUUGUUAUUUUCAUCAUGUGUUCAGACAUAGAAUUCGGAAUUUGAAAUUUAACUAGACUGAUCACUGUUCAGCUAUGUUGAUUUUUUGUGUGAAAUGUUUCCUUUUGACGACAGAUUCUUUCUAGAUGUUUUCUGAAAAAAAAACAGAUUGGUUCCUUGCAUUUAAAGCGCUGUCUGGACAUGACAUUGAGCUUGCAUUGCUUGUCAUUUGUAGUAUAAUCAUUUUGAAUCAUAAUUCAGCCCAUUAAUGUUUUGAAAUCAUUUUCUCAUGUUGCAUAAAAGAUUGGCGUUAUUUCAAGCAACCAGGCUUUUAUAAAGGUGUCUUGAAGCCAACUUUGAUGUAUUCUGACACACAGUUUGUCAUUCAAAUUGUCUUUGUUGAUGUUGUAAUGAGAUUUCAAGUCAUGCUUUAAUUAUGUUCUUCUUUAAUAAAGAUUUAUAAAACCUCACAUUAAAAUUAAUGUACUCAUUUAGGCUGGUGUUUAUGAAGGCUAACAGAAUAGAGAAAAUCUCAGUAUGAUAAUAUAAGAUCAGUGAUUUGUUUGGUUUACAGUCAUAACUUUAAAGUACUUAAUAACAAUUAUUGAAAUAAUUUACA
This is a messenger RNA of Dreissena polymorpha, 3311 nucleotides long. Its product is annotated as discoidin domain-containing receptor 2-like. Gene Ontology annotation, cellular component: signaling receptor complex. Gene Ontology annotation, biological process: positive regulation of kinase activity; protein phosphorylation; multicellular organism development. Lineage: Eukaryota; Metazoa; Mollusca; Bivalvia; Myida; Dreissenidae. The transcript has 8 exons. Bases 101 to 1564 code for a protein of 487 amino acids. Gene Ontology annotation, molecular function: protein tyrosine kinase collagen receptor activity; collagen binding; ATP binding. The record is from RefSeq and is a predicted model, not a curated record.